GACUUUGGGCUCUCAAUACAAAUCAUGCCUCUUUACAGUAUAUAAACUGACUACUGAGCUUGUACUCAUACACAAACAGCUGGCAUCUGACAGAGCAGACACAAAACAAGAAUGAUGAAGGUCUUUUUGGUUCUGGUUCUUGCCGUAUUCACAGGUUGCCAAGCCAACUUAUUCUAUGCUGAUGAGCCUAAACCACAGUUGGAGCAACUGACUGAUGCUUUCUGGGACUAUGUGGCCAAAGCAACACACACUGCUGAGGACACACUAAAAACAAUUAGAGAGUCUCAACUCGGACAGGAAGUCAAUGCUAGAAUUACAGAUGGUGCUAAUGUGGCCAGUCAGUAUGCUGUCACUCUUCAGAACCAGAUGAACCCUCUGGCCCAGGAGAUCAUGGCCAAAAUCACCAAAGAGGCUGAAGUUCUGAAGGAGCGUGUCGAGCUGGAACUGUCCACUGUAAAGGACAAACUUGAUCCCUAUUCUGAGGAAUUGAAGACCCAAAUUCAGCAGAGUGUAAAGGCGCUAAGAGCAGCUGUUGCUCCCUACGCUGAGUCAUUUGACUCUGAAGCUCUGAAAGCCACUGUGCUGCAGAAGACUGAGGAGCUCAGGGGAAGUGUUGAGGAGAAAGUGAAGGACCUGCAGUCCAAGCUAGAGCCCUACACUGAAGAGCUCAAACAGAAAGUAGAUCAGCACCUGCAGGAAUUCCAGAAGACCGUGGCUCCUCUGACUGAAGAUCUUCAGGCCAAGGUUGCUGAGAGAGCCGCUUUGGUUCAACAGGGUCUGGCUCCCUAUGCUGAGGACCUGAGAGAGAAACUCGACCCCUACGCCCAAAACCUGAAGGACCAGCUCACUUCUCUUUAUGAGUCUUACAUCAGGACUAGUUAAAUACUCCAAACUUCCUGGACUGUGUUUUCUUUCCUUCCUACAAAUAUUAAAUAUCAAAUAUUCAAUUUUAUAAUACAUAUCAGAACACACCUUAAACAGUGGACUGUAUCAGCUUUUUAGCAAUGCAGGGAAAUGUUCUUACAAGAAAUAACUCAAAUAUAAUUAUAUUAUAAGUAAUAACUCAAAUAUAAUUGUCUUUUAUUUGUGUAGUGCUACCAUGUAGUGGUGUAUUAUUUGUAGAUGUCCUUUUUUGUACAUUGUUCCCAUUUUUGGAAAAAAAUAAACUAUUCUUAACAUA
Molecule: messenger RNA, 1180 nt
Organism: Clarias gariepinus (North African catfish)
Lineage: Eukaryota; Metazoa; Chordata; Actinopteri; Siluriformes; Clariidae
Product: apolipoprotein A-I-like
Exons: 4
Coding region: 112-882 (256 amino acids)
Biological process (GO): cholesterol homeostasis; very-low-density lipoprotein particle remodeling; phospholipid efflux
Cellular component (GO): high-density lipoprotein particle; chylomicron; blood microparticle
Molecular function (GO): cholesterol binding; phospholipid binding; phosphatidylcholine-sterol O-acyltransferase activator activity
Source: RefSeq, a predicted model, not a curated record